AUGUCAACUACAAGCGACAUGCAGUUGACUACAACUGAUGCUUUGUCAUAUCUCAAAACUGUGAGAGAAGUAUUUCAAGACAAAAGGGAUAAAUAUGAUGAGUUCAUUGAUAUCAUGAAAGAUUUCAAAGCUCAAAUAAUUGGUACAACUGAUGUUAUAAGGAGAGUGAAAGAGUUAUUUAAAGGAUACGACGACCUAAUUCUGGGCUUCAAUGCCUUUUUACCGAAAGAUUACGAAAUCGCCCUCUCUCCCGACGACGAAGAACCAUUUCUGAGGAAGAAGCCAGUUGAAUUUGAAGAAGCUGUCCGUUUUGCAAAGAAAAUCAAGGCUAGAUUUCAAGGAGAUAAUAAUGCGUACAAAGCGUUCCUUGACAUUUUGAAUUCAUACAGAAAAGAUAAUAAACCUAUAACAGAGGUUUAUCAGGAGCACCAGAAAAUCAGGGAGAGGAAGCAAAUUCUAAGAGUAGCAGCCCUAACCACAUCAGCCCAAGGCCACGAGCCGCCAGAGCCGCACCCGAACCGCAGAGCAGCCCUAGCCACUCCGUCCAGAAGCCGUGAGACGUCGGAGCUGCACCCGACCCCUUCCCGCAGCACCUCAUCUCGCCCAAAACCCACACCCAAAACCCACAGCUGCACCCUGGAACAUCGCAUCUCCACCAUGGUCAACGAGCAAGUUUCAGUUCUGUUUCAGAAUCAUGCUGAUCUGCUUGUGGAGUUCACUCAUUUUCUUCCCGAUAUUUCGGGUGCUGCCUCUGUCCAGUAUGCGCAACCCAGCAGGAAUCAUGUCGAAAAGGUCGACAAGGGAAAGGGGAAACAAAAAGCCAGAGACAACGAUGAGUGGGAGAAUGAUGAUGAUGAUGAUGAUGAUGAUGAUGGGUCAGAUUACAGAAGAAAAUCUGCUGGACGAUAUGGCCUUGCAGCCGACCAAUUGCCCGGAGGAGGGAUGGAGGGGGCCGAGUCAGCUUUCCGCGAGAAAGUUAAGGAACGGCUUCGGGCACCUGAAAAUUAUGAAAAGAUUUCAGAUUGCAUCUGUUCCUUUAAAAACAAGUUUGUCCCAGCAGCUGACUUUCGGAAGCUGGUGGCUAGUUUAAUUGGAGAACAUCCAGACCUUAUGGAGGCCUGUGAAGAUUUCAUAACAUACAUUGAGAAGUCUGGUAUCAAGCAGAUCAAUAAACAAGUCUUCAGAUCAUUAAAGGUUGAUGAAAAUGGAGAUGAUCAUGACUGGGAAGACAGAGAUGAAACUAAAGACCAUGAUAACAGAGAAAAAGAUAGGCGUGAUAGAGGUCUUGCUUUUAACUCUAAAGCUGUGCCAGGACAGAAGAUUUCAUGCACAAGCAAAGAUAAGUCUAUGGCAAAACCCAUUCAUGAACUUGAUCUCUCUGAAUUCAAGAGCUGCACUCCAAGUUAUCGGCUUCUACCAGAAAAUUAUCCGAUCCCAUUAGCAAGCAGGAGAACAGAGAUCGGCAACCAAGUGCUGAAUGAUCGCUUGGUGUCGGUUACUUCAGGAAGUGAGGAUCACUCAUUCAAACACAUGCACAAAAAUCAAUAUGAAGAAACUUUGUUCCAGUGUGAGGAUGACCGGUUUGAACUUGACAUGCUAUUGGAAUCUGUGAAUGCGACAGUGAAGCAUGUUGAAGAACUUCUGGACAGAAUGAAUGCUCACACUACUAAGGCAGACAGUUCAUUUAAUAUUGAAGAAUGUUUGUCAGCCCUUAGCCUAAGGUGUAUUGAGCGUUUAUAUGGUGACCAUGGGCUUGAUGUGGUGGAUUUAUUGAGGAAGAAUGCACCUGCAGCACUGCCAGUCAUUUUAACUAGGUUGAAGCAGAAACAGGAAGAAUUGGCAAGGUGUCGUGCUGAUUUUAAUAAAGUUUGGGCUGGUAUUUAUGCUAAGAACUAUCCUAAAUCACUUGAUCAUAGGAGCUUCUAUUUUAAGCAGCAGGAUACAAAGAACUUGAGCGCUAAAGCAAUGCUUGCCGAGAUAAAAGAAAUGUGCGAAAAGAACCAGAAUAAAGAUGAAAGCCUCCUUGCCUCGAUUGCUGCUGGUUAUAAAUGUUCAAUUAAACCUGAUAUGGUAUUCGAGUAUCCGGAUCCAGAAAUCCAAGACGAUCUUCAUCAGCUGAUGAAUUAUACUUGUGGAGAAGUUUGCACCCCUGAACAGCGUGACAAUGUCAUGAAUUUGUGGACAACUUUUCUCGAGCAAGUGAUGCGUGUUCCUUUACGUCCUUCGACCACCGAGAAGAAAAAAGAUGCUGAUAAGGAAAAUGGUCUUCUGGACAAAAGUACGGAAAGUAUUUGUGAAGAGAAUGAUAGUCCUGCCUAUGGAUCUCCUUGUGGUGAUAAUGUUGGUAAUAAGGGCGAUGUGUUAUGUGAUGCUCCAGAGGAAGAUCUUUCGAUUGCGUUGAAGGGAUCUGAUUGUGCUGUUGCUGCUUGCAAGACAGUACCAACGCCUAUUCAAGGACCCCUGGAGGUGUUCAAGAAACCCAGAGAGGAAUCUGAAGCCUGCACCAAGACCGAGAGGGAAGAGGGCGAACUAUCCAUAAACCGAAAUCAGAUGGAGAUCGAUAACCUGUUUUCAGCAGAUAACUAUACCAAAGAGGAAAUGAUUGCUGUUGCCAGAGAAGAGGAUGAGGAUAGCUCGUCAGACAGCGAGAAGAACGUUGUGUCUGAUGAGAGUGUAGGUGAGGCUGAUGUUAGCGAGGGUGACGGAACAGAGCAAUUUGUCAAUCGUUUUGUGGGGCCAGAGAAGCCGUUGGCACUCAGUGUUCCGAUGGGUUUGCGUGGUGGAGUGGAGAGUUGUGGAGUGUUCUACGGAAAUGACUCUUUCUAUUUGCUCUUCAGGCUUCACCAGAUCUUAUACGACAGAAUGAUGAGUGCAAAGUUACAUUCCUCAUCAUCUGGAAACAGAUGGAAGAUUUCAAAUGGUGCUAAUCAAACAGAUUCAUAUGCGGGAUUUAAGAAUGCUCUUCGUAGUCUGCUGAAUGGGUCCAUUGAUAAUGCGAAGUUUGAGGAUGAGUGUCGAGCCAUAAUUGGAGCUCAGUCAUAUGUCCUUUUCACAUUGGGGAAGCUCAUACAUAAACUUGUCAAACAGCUACAAACUAUUGCAUCAGACGAGAUGGACAACAAACUCCUCCAACUCUACUCAUACGAGAGAUCGAGAAAUACUAAAUCGUUCUCUGAUGAAGUUUACCAUGUCAACGCUCGUGUUCUUCUUCCGAACGACAACUUGUACCGGAUAGAAUGUUUGCCUUGUCCAACUCGUCUGACUAUUCAACUGAUGAGAAAAGAACAUGAGAAGUUUGAAUCAAUUGCUGUUUCAAUGGACCACGAAUUCGCAGCUUAUUUGAAAAAUGAACUUCUCACGGUUGUCCCCGAAAGAACUUGGAAACAUGGGUUGUACUUGAAAAGGAACAAAAAGAAGCUCUAUAAUGGAGAUGAAAGUUUUGACUUUGAGAAAGCAAUGGAAGGACUUGUAAUCCACAACGGUGUGAAAAUGAAAGUGAAUAGCCUCACAAAGAAGGUCGCCUACGUUUUGGCCACAGAAGACUUCAUGUAUCGGACGAAAGGAAGAAGGCGUGUUUUAUAUCAAUAA
Messenger RNA from Striga hermonthica, 3588 nucleotides. The record is from the annotation of a GenBank genome assembly. Lineage: Eukaryota; Viridiplantae; Streptophyta; Magnoliopsida; Lamiales; Orobanchaceae.